AUGAACUUUUUGAAAAGGUUUCUAAGGGCGUCACCGACGGACGAGUUGGCACUGAUACCAUUAGGAAAACUAUUCCUCUCACGUUCUCCUCUACUGCCUAAAGGCGAAUUGGAAUGUUUAUACAAUGACGCUUGCAUUAGUAUCAAGGAAACGACAACCAAAUAUUUGUUUCAGCUAACAGUGGUCAGAGCAUACCAGGAAGGGGAAUCAAUAUCACAGUCUUCAGAUGAUUAUAGUGAUGAAGACGACGGGAAUGAAGGACUAUCAGAAGAAUUCAGAAGCAAAGAUGAAAAACUGUUUUAUCUAACACAAGAUUUGAAUGCACGGAUGUACACAAAGCAUGACGGCACGAGGGUGAUUUCUUGGAAGGAUCUACAUGGUGAUUUGGGGGACAAAUUUGAAUUCUUUAUUGAUGAGGAUAUCAGGGCAUCUGAUGUCGAUCACUUUUUGUUCACGUUGUUUCGAUGCAUGUAUGAACAGAAAUACCAAAAAUCUUCGGAUGAGAUUCGAAGUAUAAAUGAGCUCUCGGAGUUCUUCUAUGAUUCUAAGAAGGAUUUUGACGAGAGGGCUUCAAGCUUCACCUCAUGGGACAACUUCAGGUCGUCAUUGGAGAUGUAUAAUCGUGGGUCCAGAGAGGUUCAUGAUGAAGAUGACGAAGAGGAGGAAGAAGACGAAGAGGAUGGAGACGAUGAUAAUAAUGAUAACGACGACGAUGAAGAGGAAGCUAUUGCAGGUGGAAUAGCCGAUGAGGAAGAUAAUGAUGAGGGUGUGGUAGAGGAUAAUGAAGAAGAAUAUUAUGACGCCCUCGAUACGCGAGGCUAA
Molecule: messenger RNA, 822 nt
Organism: Clavispora lusitaniae ATCC 42720
Lineage: Eukaryota; Fungi; Ascomycota; Pichiomycetes; Serinales; Metschnikowiaceae
Gene: VID27
Product: Vid27p
Cellular component (GO): cytoplasm; nucleus
Source: RefSeq, a predicted model, not a curated record